AUGUCGCUCUCUCGAACCACCUUUGCCGCUCUUCGCAUCGCCGCAUCGCCUUGCGCCGUCGCCGCUGCUGCUGGUGGUGGUCGCCGAACGCUCACCACCUCUGUGGUUCGUCGCACAGACGACCCUCGCGUACUCGACAAGGAAACUCACUCGGGUGCCUCGGUCAAGGCUGACAAGCACUCGAAAGACCCCAACACGUUGCAGCGCGAAACUGCCAACUCUGUCAACAACCAGGAAAGCGCCUUCUCCGGGAGCAGCAAGCCCACCGCUAGCCCUAACGACACGCCCACCCUUUCAGAGGAUGCUGUUCACGGCGAAAAACACAACAAGUCUCCGGAGCAACUGCAGAAGGAAACCGCGCAAAAGAUCAGAGGUAACUGA
Messenger RNA from Mycosarcoma maydis (corn smut), 381 nucleotides. RefSeq lists its product as uncharacterized. The transcript is spliced from 2 exons. NCBI's taxonomy places the organism in Eukaryota, Fungi, Basidiomycota, Ustilaginomycetes, Ustilaginales. The coding region runs from base 1 to 381 and encodes 126 amino acids. The record is from RefSeq and is a predicted model, not a curated record.